Messenger RNA from Macadamia integrifolia, 591 nucleotides. Its product is annotated as F-box protein At1g49360-like. The transcript has a single exon. The coding region runs from base 1 to 591 and encodes 196 amino acids. The record is from RefSeq and is a predicted model, not a curated record. Lineage: Eukaryota; Viridiplantae; Streptophyta; Magnoliopsida; Proteales; Proteaceae.
AUGACUUGCAUUGCUUCGAAUGGAGGAUGGCUUCUUGUGUACAGAGAUGGUAUUGUCUUCUUCUUCUUCUGUCCUUUCUCCCGGGCAAGAAUAGACCUUCCAGCAUUGCCUCAUUCAGAGCUUUCUGACCAUGUUGCAGUAAUCUCAUCGGUUCCAACUUCUCUGGAUUGCAUUGUUGGUGUCAUUAAUCAUAGAAAUUGCAACACAUUGGUGUUAAAUUUGAUUCGACGUGGUUCUACUGAAUGGACUAUACAUGAGUUUCUGGACACAUUAGAGUGCCUACGCACCAUUACAAGCGCCGCAUAUCUUGAAGGGGUUUUCUAUUUUUUGGACUGUACUACAGAUGCAUCAGUGACAUUUUCUCUAGAAGAAAUUAAAUGGGGUACUUGCAAGAUAAUCUACCAUGAACCUUCUAAUUCUAGUUCCCCAAAUACACUACCGUUCUCAUGUAAUUGCACUCCCCCAAAGACACUACCAUGCUCUCGUAAAACCUCUAAUUGUACUACUCCAAAGCCACCACCACUAUUUGCAAGAAACAGCUUUAGAAGAACAAAAAUAGUGGAAAAGUUGGGAUUCCCAGAACAAGUUUAA